AUGGUCAACCCAACACUCGACCCGUACACCGCGAACGCCGUGAACGACGACGUCACUCCGCAGAAGAAAAUUGAGGAUUUGAAAUCUAUCCUGAAAGUCGUCAAGACUGGCAUGCUAACCACCCGUGACAAGGAUGGCAUGUUGCACUCCCGCGCAAUGACCCCUGCAGGACCGUAUUCCGAUACUCAACUUACGUUGACGUUCCUUGCGAACAACGUCUCUCACAAGUUCGAGGAGCUGCAGCAGGACUCGCAUGUCAACAUUUCGUUCUUUGAUGAGAAGACCACGAAUUGGGCGUCCUUCGCUGGCACUGCCACUGUUAGCCAGGACCGUGAACUCAUCAAAAAGCUCUGGAGUCCCAUUACUGCAGCGUACUUUGGCGACCUGAAGGAUGGUGUGCAUAAGGGCGACGAAAACGACCCUCGCAUUUCCGUCAUCGAAGUCAUCCCGGAGGAGAUCCAAUAUUGGAUUGCCACGCGUGGUGCGCUUGGGCGCACAGUCGAAAAUGCAUUUGACGCGGUCACUGGAAAGACAAGCGCUCCAGGCGAAAUAAGGAAACUCUCAAGCUCUGAGAUCCAACUGACUCAGGGAUUGCACACGAAGCAAACAUAACGCGUAACUUGUAGGACAAUGUAACUUUAGUACUUUUUAUCCAUUUGUACGCAUAGUGUUUCAAGUAUGGC
Fomitiporia mediterranea MF3/22 is the source of this 683-nucleotide messenger RNA. RefSeq lists its product as uncharacterized. NCBI's taxonomy places the organism in Eukaryota, Fungi, Basidiomycota, Agaricomycetes, Hymenochaetales, Hymenochaetaceae. The record is from RefSeq and is a predicted model, not a curated record. The coding region runs from base 1 to 612 and encodes 203 amino acids. The transcript is spliced from 4 exons.